ACUCUAUUUUUUUUUCUUUUUCCGUUCCCUUCUUCCCCAUCCUAUUCCUAACCAGAGAAGUAAACGGCGGAAAUUAGGUCGAUUUCAGAUCCACCUUCCUCGCCCGAAAUUACAAGGUUCGUUAACGUAGGUGAGCUAGCGACAUGCCCCGGGGCAUCGUGGUGGAAGAGGAUUUGUGCCUGCUGGAGUUCGUGCAGUUUCUUUUGGACCACUACGAGCAAGAGCGUUUUCUGGAACAGAUAAGGAAUCAAACCCCCUGGAACUGGAAGUUCAUCGACUUCGAACGCCGUCAAAGGCGGCUGCUCCGUGGGCACACUAAGUGCGGAAGCUGCAUAGGGAAAGAAGAGGCCACGGUCACCAUCCGCUUUUUUCUGGGGUGCCGCAUCUUCUUGGAGGAGCAGGCCUUCUUUGGUGGGAUCAACUUCGACCCUCUGCUCACCAAUCUGUUUCUGUUCCCAGUCGCUGGUGUCGUCGCCAUCGCCUUGAGCGAAACCUGCACCGCGCCCCUCAACCGCAUCACUAUACUCUCUCAGCUCGGCAUGUUAGGAGGUGAAGGAGAAGAGGUCGUGAAAGACGGGAUUAGGAGGAGGAGGAGCAUGUCAGAGCAGGCUGCUCAGAUUGUUGAGCAAGAGGGCGGUCGCUAUGCAGCGCUUUGGAGGGGCAACUUGGUUUCAAUUGCUCAUCGUCUCAGUUUUUACAGCAUCAACAUCUUUGCCUAUCUUGGUUUCAGGGCGCUACUCAUGUGGAGUAGUGUGGCUAUGAAACCUGCGUCUUUGGCACUUGUGAGUGGAGGAUUGGCUGCAUUCACCGCCACCUCUGUUUCACAUCCUCUGGAUACCUUGACAACACGCAUAAUUGCACUACAGCCAAGUAAAAGUAAACGUCAGGAGAGAUCCCGAUAUGCUGGACUGUCGGCCUCAUUAUUGAGAAUCGUUCCAUCCAUGGCAAUUACUUUUACUGUAUAUGAAGGUCUCUCAUUUGCACUGAGUAGACUAAGGCCAAAUGGUUCUUUUUCUAUGACCGCCAUUGUUGGCGGCAGUAUUGCUGGCCUAGCUGCGUCGGCAGCAACAUAUCCCAUCGAUCUUGUGCAAAAGAGAAUGCAAUCAGAAGACGGCGGCCGAGAACGUGAGGGGAGGAGAAGGAGAGGAGUAUGGCAGAUGUUUGGCCAAAUCAUUGAGGAAGAAGGCGUUGAGGGAUUGUACAAAGGCAUUCGACCUCAUUGCUUCAAGACGGCUCUUGGUCUUGCAACUGCCCUCGUCACGUAUGAGAUUGUCAAAGUUCCUUCAUACAUUGCAUUAAGAAAACCCUUACUUUCCUUAGCAAUGAAAUAAUACAGAGCGUUUAUAAAAAAAAAUUCUCACUUAUUAGAUCCAUGCUAUCGUUUCAUUUUGUUUAUUUAAAACAUCUACUUUAUAAUUGAUUGAUAAUAUAUAUUGGUUUCAGA
Linum tenue is the source of this 1444-nucleotide messenger RNA. The record is from the annotation of a GenBank genome assembly. Lineage: Eukaryota; Viridiplantae; Streptophyta; Magnoliopsida; Malpighiales; Linaceae.